AUAAAAGUGGCAUGGGCAUAUCUACGACGAUAUAAGACGUUUCCUCGUUCUAAAAGGACGUUUCUCUAAAGUCAUCGUCGCGGUCGCAUUUUGUUACUCAUCCCGGCAUCAUCUCCUUAAGAAUUCGAAUAUGAUAUUAAGGGGGUUUUUGGUCAUCUCCAUAUUCAGCCAGCUAUGGGCGUUCUGCCUAGCGGGCUUCCAAAAUAGUUUCAAUAAUGUUACUCGGGGAUCCGACUUAUUGCUGCAGUGGAAUUCAACUAAUGCGACCGACUAUCCUCUUGUUAUCCGCUCUAGGCUUAUCAACCAGACGAGUGAAUACGGCGCAAACUCGUUGGAAGUAAACAUCACGAUUGGGCUUAAUGCUUCUUCCUUCCUAUGGAAAACCGUACCAUACCCGCUACCAUAUCUCGAAACAUCUAAGUAUGAGGUAGAAGUGUUGUCUCAGAAUUGGGUAGAAUCGGAGACGUCAGUAUCAGCUUUUGCAUUCUCGCCAUAUUUCACAAUCGCCGAGUCAGAAGAAGAUACGAACGAAAUUGAUCCAGACGAUCCCUUCAAUAAACCAAUAAUAAUACCGUCUAAACCGACCAACCAGCCAGCUGCCAGUAAUGGAGUUAACAACAACACAGCAAUCGCCGCCGGACUAGUUGUCCCUGUAGUUGUCAUACUCGCCGUGUUUGGCUUUGUGUGGAUGCAACAGCGGCAGAAGAGGAUCCUCGAGGAGAAGAGAAAACAUAGGGAGGAAUUAUAUAUCGAUUGAAUAUAAGCUACCCUAAAGGGGUUGCCUAUCGCUUUCCGUAUAACACAAAAUAGGCACCAAGGAACGCCACUAUCUUAACAGACUAAAGACAAAUACUCGCGCCGAUUAGGACGAAGGAUGGGAUACUGGUUGGUUGGAUGGAUGCCCUACAAAGCAGGAUAUUGCUCAGACAGCAUAGGCGGUACAUUGGAACGUAUACAUACGCCUUAUCAUUAAGCGAUACGGGAGGGACGGGGGUGCAGGGCGGUUAAAUGUUUGGCGCUACCUAAGUUCACGCUGAAGACUACCUAAUACUUAGGAACCUAGGUAGUCGUGCCGUCGACGUAAGUAA
This is a messenger RNA of Hypoxylon trugodes, 1088 nucleotides long. RefSeq lists its product as uncharacterized. Bases 131 to 757 code for a protein of 208 amino acids. The record is from RefSeq and is a predicted model, not a curated record. Lineage: Eukaryota; Fungi; Ascomycota; Sordariomycetes; Xylariales; Hypoxylaceae. The transcript is spliced from 4 exons.